Molecule: messenger RNA, 2737 nt
Organism: Phycodurus eques (leafy seadragon)
Lineage: Eukaryota; Metazoa; Chordata; Actinopteri; Syngnathiformes; Syngnathidae
Product: glutaryl-CoA dehydrogenase, mitochondrial-like
Exons: 12
Coding region: 153-1481 (442 amino acids)
Biological process (GO): fatty acid beta-oxidation using acyl-CoA dehydrogenase; fatty-acyl-CoA biosynthetic process
Cellular component (GO): mitochondrial inner membrane
Molecular function (GO): glutaryl-CoA dehydrogenase activity; fatty-acyl-CoA binding; flavin adenine dinucleotide binding
Source: RefSeq, a predicted model, not a curated record
AUGGACCCACUCCCUCGUCUCCUCGACUCAGACCUACCACACGGUAAGCCGAAUUCGCCAUUUUGAGUGUGGAAAACCCUGCGGACACCCCGAUCGUUGCAGCAGGACCCGAUGCACGACACAACGCUGCACUCGGGUUGUAGCAGUGCAAUAUGGCUCUGAGAAGUGUCACUCUUCUACUGUCUAGCGCCCCAAAAUGUUCAGCUUUCACUGCGUGCCGAGCCCAGAGUACAGCUCCUGCUGCCACCCGCAAAGUUAAGGAUGCUGAAGAAGUCAAAAAGGCUGCCAAGGGAUCCAAGGUGCCAUUCAACUGGCGAGACGCUCUGGACUUGGAGGGUCAGCUGACAGAGGAGGAGGUGAUGAUCCGGGACUCCUUCCGUGACUACUGCCAGGAAAAACUCAUGCCCCGCAUUGUCAUGGCCAACAGACACGAGCAUUUCCACCGUGAGAUUGUCUCGGAGAUGGGAGAGUUGGGCGUCCUAGGCCCCACAAUCAAAGGUUACGGCUGUGCGGGAACAAGUUAUGUGGCAUAUGGCUUGAUUGCCAGAGAGGUGGAAAGAGUGGACAGUGGCUAUCGCUCAGUCAUGAGCGUACAGUCUUCACUGGUCAUGCAUCCCAUUAAUGCUUAUGGCACAGAGGCUCAGAAGGAGAAAUACCUACCCAGGCUUGCUUGCGGAGAAAUCCUGGGCUGUUUUGGCUUGACAGAACCCAACCAUGGCAGUGAUCCCAGCAGUAUGGAGACCAAGGCUAUGUACAACCCAUCCAGUGGUACCUUCACUGUCAGUGGAGCCAAAACAUGGAUCACCAAUUCCCCUGUAGCAGACAUCGCAGUGGUCUGGGCCAGGUGUGAAGAUGGAAAGGUGCGUGGCUUCAUCCUAGAGCGUGGAAUGAAGGGUUUCGCUACCCCGAAGAUAGAGGGCAAGUUCUCACUGAGGGCCUCCGCCACUGGCAUGAUCCUGAUGGACGAAGUAGAAGUUCCUCAAGAGAACCUGCUUCCAAAUGUCUCUGGUCUGGCUGGCCCCUUUGGCUGCCUCAACAAUGCUCGGUAUGGCAUCGCCUGGGGAGCUCUGGGAGCAGCGGAAUUCUGUUUCCACACUGCUAGACAGUACACUCUGGACAGAAUACAAUUUGGAGUGCCACUGGCAAGGAAUCAACUUAUGCAGAAGAAGAUGGCUGACAUGUUGACAGAGAUUACCAUUGGGCUGCAGUCGUGUUUGUCCCUGGGAAGACUUAUUGAUGAGAAGAAAGCAGCUCCAGAAAUGAUUUCCAUGCUGAAGAGGAAUAGCUGUGGCAAAGCUUUAGAUAUAGCAAGACAAGCCAGAGACAUGCUGGGAGGGAAUGGAAUCGCAGAUGAAUACCACAUCAUCCGCCAUGUCAUGAACCUUGAGGCUGUUAACACGUAUGAAGGAACCCAUGAUAUCCACGCCUUGAUCCUGGGCAGAGCUAUUACUGGACUUCAAUCUUUUACAGUUGAAAAGUAGUUUUGAGAGGUUGAAUGAGAAUACUUACAAGGGAAUAUUAGCUGUAGAAACUGGAGCACUUUAUUAUCAUCUUUGCAGGUGUUUUAGUUUGUGGAUUAUAUUAUGAAUACAGGGUGUCCCAAAAGUGACAACACACUUUUUUUUUCGGGGGGGGGGGGGGUUCUUUUUCAUUUCAGAUAUCAUUCGAACAGACAUGAGGCCAUCAGCAUUUGACAGCUUCGGCUUUGCCAUUUUUGUAAGCAUAGUGCCACUGGAGCAGCGUUGCUAAAUUGAUGCCUGGCAAGAGGUUUUUCUGUCCUGACUGCAAGUUAAGCGCCAGUUUAAGAUUCAUGGCAUCACACUGCUCCAGCGUGUAGUAAAAUGUAUGCGAUCCAUGGCACGUUUGUCAAAACAAGAUGUGUUGUUGACAGCCAUGCAUCGGAAGGCCUGCUACGAUCGACGCUAAUGAAACUGAACCUCUAGAGCAGGUGUUCAUGCAAAGGCUUCAAGCAGAAUAUUAUAAGGAUCUACAACCUGAAGCCGGGACGGGUAACGCUUUAUUAAUCUUCGAAGCAUCUGCUAAAUGAAGCUUUUUUAUUAUUAUUAUGAGUUCCAAUGCAGCCUCUAGACAUUACCCGGCUUUGUAAAAGCCUGCGUUAGAGGAGUUUGGUGUUUUUAUAAGUGGUAGUAGUAGCAGGCCUUCCACUGCAUGGUUGUCAAAACAGAUGCUGUUUAGAGAAACGUGCCAUGUAUAGCAUACAUUGUACAAUGUGUUGGAGUAGUGUGACACCAUGAAGCUUAAACUGGCUCUGAGGAUGGGAAAAACUUAUUGGUGGGCAGCACUUUUCCAACACGGCUCCAAUGUCAAAUGGCCAGCCAUGGGCAAUGGAAUGAAUGACAUGCUUGCAAAAACUGCAAAGCCUAAGCUGCCAAAUGCUGAUGGUCUCCUGUCUGUCGGAAUGAUACCAAAAACAAAAUGGGAUAAAGGAAGAAUAUGGUGAUUUUUGGGACACGCUGUAUUCACGUUCAUUUGUUUCUGCUAUGCAAUACACAACCGCAUUGGGUUCAAGUUAGGUACUUUAUAAACUAUUUUCCAGUUAUAAUGCCAGAACACAAAUACUGUAGUUUAUUUGGGGUGGAGGGGGGGUUGCAUGUUGUUUUCAUUAUAAAUUAAGAGCUGCGUUUUAUUUUGUCAUGUUUUAAUACAACUUUAAAUGAUGCAAAAUGAGGAUGGCUGAUGUUCUUGUGAAAAGCACCAAUAAAACUGCUAUCCUACA